Aphis gossypii (cotton aphid) is the source of this 3602-nucleotide messenger RNA. RefSeq names its product GPI ethanolamine phosphate transferase 3 (gene PIG-O). The record is from RefSeq and is a predicted model, not a curated record. Bases 187 to 3222 code for a protein of 1011 amino acids. The transcript is spliced from 6 exons. Gene Ontology annotation, molecular function: mannose-ethanolamine phosphotransferase activity. Gene Ontology annotation, cellular component: endoplasmic reticulum membrane. Lineage: Eukaryota; Metazoa; Arthropoda; Insecta; Hemiptera; Aphididae. Gene Ontology annotation, biological process: GPI anchor biosynthetic process.
ACAGUUUUAUUAUUUUAUUAGUAAUAAAAAAAAAAAAAUAAAUAAUAUUUAUAAUGUUAGGUAGUAUUUAAUCACAGAAUUAUGAGUGUAAUAAUUCUAGUCAUGACUGCAGUGAUACAUUUACAAUCGUAGUAAUAAUGAUAUUUUAUAGUUUUUUAUCAUAUUAAAAGAAAAAAAAACGACACGAUGUGUUUGGUGCUCAAGUAUGUAUUUAUACUGUUAUGGCUUAUAUACACUUUCGCCUCCAUUAUACUUCUAUUCAGCAAGGGACUAUUACUGCACAGAGAUGUGCUGCCUAAUAAAUCCAUUUGUGAAACUGAUGUCGAUUCUCUCCAAGAGUUGACACAGAAUUGCACAAAAACCAAUACAAAAGUGGUAAUGAUAAUAAUUGAUGCCUUGCGCCAUGACUUUGUCAUUCAUUCUGAACAGGAUAUGCCAUACACGAACAAGAUCACAGUGUUCAGAGACAUAUUGGCCAGUUAUCCAAAACAAUCAAGAUUAUACAAAUUCAUUGCUGAUCCCCCAACCACUACUAUGCAAAGAUUAACUGCUCUCACUACUGGAAGUUUGCCUACUUUUAUUGAUGUUGGUUCAAAUUUUGCAACUGAAGAAUUAUUGGAAGAUAAUGUUAUAGAUCAAUUAGUUAAUAAUAGAAAAAAAGUUGUGUUUAUGGGAGAUGAUACAUGGGCAAAUUUAUUUCCCAAAAGAUUUUACAGAAAUUAUACAUAUCCAAGUUUUAAUGUUUGGGAUUUGGAUACUGUUGAUGAAGGAAUUAAGAAAAAUUUAUAUCCUGAAAUUGUGAAGGAUGAUUGGGAUGUGUUGAUUGCUCAUUUUUUAGGAGUUGACCAUUGUGGUCAUAGAUAUGGACCAAAUCAUAAAGAAAUGGAAAGGAAGCUUAAUGAAACAAAUGUUAUUUUGAGAGACAUAUUAAAAGAGAUUCUUGGACGUGAAAAUAUCAUGCUUUUUGUAUUUGGUGAUCAUGGAAUGACAUCAAAUGGAGAUCAUGGGGGAGAAUCUGAAAACGAAUUGACUUCUGCUCUUUUUGUAUUGUCAUCAUCUCAAGAAUUACAACCAAAAACAGAAAAUGAUAUAAAACAAGUUGACUUAGUACCAACUAUAUCAACAAUAAUGGGUGUUCCUAUUCCAUUCUCAAAUAUUGGCUCUCUUAUAAAAUCAGCUUUACCACAAAACUUUCAUUUAGUCAAUAGUAUUUGGAGAAACGCUAAACAAAUUAAUGAUUAUCUUACAACAUACUCAUUAAAAAAUGAUGAGCUUAAUGACAAGCAUAUUCAUUUUAUUAAAGAUUCAUUCAAAAUGUUAGAUAUUCAACAUAAUACAUUCGUGAAAAGUUGUGAAAACUUUAUGCAACUAAGUAGAAGAGCAUGUGAAGAAGUUUGGAUUCGUUUUGAUGAAAGUUCUAUUUAUAAAGGUUUAGUCCUAAUGUUUGUAUCAUUAUACUUUAGUUUCUUACUUGUUGGCUCAUCUGCUCUAGAUAAUUAUGAUAAAAUCACUGGUACACAAGUGCUCAUUAUGUUUUCCAUAGUUGUUCCAUUGAAUUUAAUUGCAUUUCUAUUUUAUUUUUAUAAGAUAAUUCAUAUAACUGUCGUUUUUUUUAUUACUGGAUUUAUAGGUACUAUUUUUCUUGCCUUAUUUUGUGUAGCUUGUUGGUCAUCAUUAACACAAGAUUUUCUUAAUACAAACAAACCUGAUAAAAUAUUAAUACGUAUAUUUACUGUAUUAACUACUCUUGGAUUUUUUUCCAAUAGUUACAUUAUUGAGGAGUCAUAUGUAUUGCAUACAUCAUUUGUUCUCUUACUGUGGUAUCUUGUUGUAAGAUUUAAAUUAGAAAACAGAAAAACAUGGUUUCGCAAUAAAAUAAAACCUAAAAAUUUUUCACUUAAACACUGGAUCACAUCAUUAAACUGCAAGGUUGUAUGGUGUUCAAUACUGUUAUGCAUUAUAUUGCGUUACUCUCAUUCAUUUUGGAAAUGUCGUGAAGAACAAGGAUGGUGUUUUGAAGAUGGAGCUCAAACCAAAACUGGAAAUUCAAUAAUUUCCUUGAUUGUUAUAGUAAUUGCUGUUACUCUUGUACAUAAGUCAUUGAAAUGUUCUGGAAAUCUAACUGGAUGUUCUUUAAAUGUUUAUUUGUCUUCAUUUUUGCCUAAAAUAUUUAGUGUACUGAUAUCUGUUCAUUGGAUAUUUGAAUCUUCAUUUCAACAUGUCAAGCCUACCGUACCAUACAUAGCAUACAUACCAAAUGUUAUUAUAUUAUUAACUGUAUUACUAAUAAUGACAUUAUUUGCAAGCCCAUUACUUGUACAUUAUGUAGACUUACAGGAAGGAAAAGCAAAUCAAUCGGAGAAUUUUUAUGAACUAAUUUACAGAAUAGCUAAAAAUAUUGUGAAAAUGCAGUUAGGUCCACACAUUCAAGGUUAUCCAAUAGUAUAUGGACUUGCUACAGUUUACAGUGCAACAUUUCUGAUAUUUUCAAUAUUGCUAUGUAUUUUCGGAGGAUUGCUAUUUGGAUAUGUAUAUGCAGUGUCAGUAGUUAUCAUGAUUAUUUCCAUCUGGAUAAUGGCCAUGAUUGUUUCGGUCAUAAGGCAUAAUCAGUGUACCAAAAUCAAUGAAUUAUAUACUGUAAACUGGUUGUAUAUUUUGCUGUGGACUUUAUCAUCGUCAUACUGGUUCUAUGGUACUGGACAUAAUCCUUCAUUUCCUGCAAUACAUUGGAAUGCUGCAUUUGUGUUACAAUCAGAUAUAAAAAAUAAUACAUGGCUUCCUGGAUUUUUUAUUUUAGCAAAUACAUUUUUUUCACAUGCUGUUCAUGCAUUUUUAUUGCCGUUGCUAUUAAUUUGUCCAUUUACUAUUCAUGGUGCUUGGUCAGGAAAAUCAUUGCCUCCCAAAGAUGAAGAUGAACAAACAAUGGCUAGAGGUGAAUUAUUAUUAGCUGAAAAAUCAAGACAGAUGAUACACGGUGCAUUUGAUUUAACUGCUAAAUAUAUUCUGGUCAAUUGUUUUAGGGUGGCUAUGGUCAUGGCAGCAGCUACCAUUCAUUCACGUCAUUUGAUGAUGUGGAAAAUUUUUGCUCCAAAAUUAAUAUUUGAAGGAAUAGCACUAUUUAUAACAUUGCCUUUUUCUUUUUUUGGAUUUAUUCUUAUGUAUCGUGUAACUCAACACAUAAAUGUGUUGUUUGAAAGAAUUAUGUCACAACAUUCAAAUUAAUUUUUUUUUGUACAUUUUAUGACUGUUUAAAUAUCUAGUUAUUUUAAAGAAAAUUCAAAUAAUAUUUUAACUUUAGUUUAAAGUUAAAAUUUCUUCUCAAAUAAUUUAAGUAAUAUUUUUUAUUAAUUCUAGAUUCAUUCACGUAUAUAUAAACCUUAGAUUACAAAUAUACUAAAAAUUAAUUUCAUUUGUGGUUUAGAAAUAUCAAAACCUUUUCUAGUAAUUUAGUAUUAUAUUUAUAGAGCUUGACAGUUGAUCACAUUUCACAUGUUAAUUUUGUGUUAAUGUUUUGAAUUAAUUUUUAUGUUUUUUUUUUAGUUAUAAUAUAUAAGCCAUGACUGAUUGUAAGUAGAUAAUUAAAAUCAUUCUUUGAGUAGUUA